GCCUACUUCAGAUCUCAACUUAUAACAAUCCUCACCGACCCGAUACACGCUCCUCUAUCUCGCCUGCGUGACUGAGUAUUUAUACAUACCAAGAGAGCCGGGGCCCAAUCUCCGAGAUGCCUCCUCCACCACCUCCUCCGCCGCCGCUCCCAGGCAUGGGAGGGCCGCCGCCUCCUCCUCCUCCACCUGGUGGACUGCCACGACCGACUGCUGGUGCUGGCCGAGGUGCCUUACUUAGCGAUAUAUCGAAAGGGAGGGCCCUUAGAAAGGCCGUUACGAAUGAUCGUUCUGCUCCCCAAGUAGCGAAAGCGUCAGGGGGGGGAGGAGGCGGAAUGCCCACUGGAGGAGCGCCACCUGUUCCUACAAUACCCAGGGGGGCUCCAGCCGUCCCGGGCGGCCUCGCACCACCGGUCCCGGGAAAUAGAGCGAGUAACAAUGACCACAAUAGCGGCGGAGCGGCGGAGCCUGCGCCGCAGUUAGCAGGUUUAUUCUCAGGCGGCAUGCCGAAGCUAAAGAAACGAGGUGGAGGUGUAGAUACAGGAGCAAACCAAAACGCAUCGUAUCUAAACGACACAGAGUCGUCAGGCCCGAAAGCGCCAUUAGUACCGAGACCCCCUUUCGGAUCUGCCCCCGCCAUACCAACAGCUCCAGCUCGUGCAGUGCCCACACCCCCGACGACGGUCUCUCACGCCUCGGUAGCGACUCUAAGGAAGGCGAUCAGUGAUGUCCCAAGACCAAACUCGAUGGCAUCACUAGCAUCCUCGAAAGGUCCCCCGCCACCGAUAGGGAAGAAGCCGCCUCCUCCGCCCGGGUCCAGGAAGCCCUCAACCACACCAUCACAUUCUCACCCGUCUCAUCCUCCUCCCUUACCGGGCUCACAUGCGCCCCCGCCUCCUCCAUCAUCUGCUCCAGCGCCACCGGCACCUCCGCCUCCACCACCAAUAUCCGCGCCAGCGCCACCACCUCCGCCGCCAGUAUCGGCACCCGCACCACCACCGCCUCCUCCGGCCGCAGCUCCUAGACCACCCCCUACUACAACGCGAUCACAACCUCCUCCCCCUCCGCCGUCAGUACCGCCAUCUAGCUCAACAUCGCCAAACAUCGCAGUCCAAGCAGCGAUGCGUGCAACGGCAACAGGAGGCCGUUCUUCUUCUCCUACCGGCACACUACCCCCUCUCCCUCCGUCUUCCGCGCCAACACCACCUCCCAUAACGCGAGAUCCGUCUUCAAAUCGCCAACGCACCAGCUCGAAUCUCCGCUCGAUGCUAGACCCGAGCACAUACACGCUAGCUCCCAACGGCACCAGCAAGAGCCCGAGCCCCACCCCCACAGGCAGCGCAAUGCCCAGCCCGCGCGAAGCAAGCAGAGGCGAGCGGUAUAUCAUCCACGACAGCCGCUGGCGUUUCAAGGACGAGAGCGAAUUCCCCAAGCCCCGACCCUUCCAAGGCGGUCCCCGCAAGUACCGAGCCGGUCGCGGGAGCAGCGUGCCGCUAGACCUAAGUGCGCUCUAGGGGGGUAGUCGUGGUCAAGGCAUGGCAAUGCUCAGGGGAAGAAGAGAAAUUGGAAGGGGAGUGGGGAGGAAAACAGAAGAUACAGGGGGCGUAAAGGAAAAGACCAAAAAAGAAGGGUAUGACUGGUUGAGUAUCCACUGGUGAAGCUUUAGCUUAGGUACCUAGGUACCCAAGUACGGACCCAAGCUAGGCCUAUGUAGGAAAUAGAAACGCGGACAGGUUAUUCGAGGUCUUGUGGAAAAGGACGAGAUGGGAGGAGAUAUGCCUAGUGUAUGUGCAUAUGUACGUCCAUGUAUGUGCACUUCACUAGGUUAGAGGAAUACCUAUUAGUAGCGCAGGCGUUCAUUCUCUGGUCUCUACAUGCACUAACCUAUGUAGUAGGUAGCAAUAAGCCCUAGACUAUAUC
Molecule: messenger RNA, 1917 nt
Organism: Daldinia decipiens
Lineage: Eukaryota; Fungi; Ascomycota; Sordariomycetes; Xylariales; Hypoxylaceae
Exons: 2
Coding region: 117-1511 (464 amino acids)
Molecular function (GO): actin binding
Source: RefSeq, a predicted model, not a curated record